AUGGUCAACUCCUGUUGUGGUUCCACCUGCUCUGGCCAGAGCUGUGGCCAGACCUGUUGCUGCCGGCCCACCUGCUGCCAGACCACCUGCUGUAGAACCACUUGCUGCCGCCCCAGCUGCUGUGUAUCUAGCUGCUGCCGCCCCAGCUGCUGCUCUUCCAGCUGCUGCAGGCCCAGCUGCUGUGGCUCCUGCUGCUGUCGUCCCACCUGCUGCCAGACUACCUGCUGCAGGACCACGUGCUGCCGCCCCAGCUGCUGUGUUUCCAGCUGCUGCCGCCCCUGCUGCUGCCAGACCACCUGCUGCCACCCAGAACCUCUACCCUCUGACACCAUGGUCAACUCCUGUUGUGGUUCCAACUGUGGCUCUUGCUGCUGCAGGCCCAUCUGCUGCCAGACCACCUGCUGCAGGACCACCUGCUGCCGUCCCUGUUGCCGCCCCUGCUGCUGUGGUUCUAGCUGCUGUGAUUCCAGUUGCUGCAGGCCCAGCUGCUGUGGCUGUGGCUGUGGUUCCAGCUGCUGCAGGCCCAGCUGCUCGUGCUGUUGUCGUCCCACCUGCUGCCAGACUACCUGCUGCAGGACCACGUGCUGCCGUCCCAGCUGCUGUGUGUCCAGCUGCUGCCGCCCCUACUGCUGCCAGACCACCUGCUGA
Tupaia belangeri chinensis (Chinese tree shrew) is the source of this 648-nucleotide messenger RNA. RefSeq names its product keratin-associated protein 4-2-like. The record is from RefSeq and is a predicted model, not a curated record. Gene Ontology annotation, cellular component: keratin filament. NCBI's taxonomy places the organism in Eukaryota, Metazoa, Chordata, Mammalia, Scandentia, Tupaiidae.